Molecule: messenger RNA, 1041 nt
Organism: Penicillium manginii
Lineage: Eukaryota; Fungi; Ascomycota; Eurotiomycetes; Eurotiales; Aspergillaceae
Product: zinc-binding alcohol dehydrogenase family protein
Exons: 5
Coding region: 1-1041 (346 amino acids)
Molecular function (GO): oxidoreductase activity, acting on NAD(P)H
Source: RefSeq, a predicted model, not a curated record
AUGGCCACGGGAAAUACCCUCGUGGUUCGUGUGCCUGAAAGGCAAUCUCCCCAAUUAGUCCAAGAACAACUUUCCCUUCCAAUCCCCAGCGCCAGCCAAGUGCAGGUCAAGGUGUCACACGUGGCACAGAACCCGACAGAUGUGCAAUGCUUUGAUGUCAAUGCUUUCGGGGACGGAGCUGUUCUGGGGUGUGAUUUCGUCGGAGAAGUGACCGAGCUCGGCAGUGGGGUUACUCGUCUUUCGAGGGGCGAUAUUGUAGCAGGGCUGAUUUGGGGCGGUGAAAUUGCCGGCCUGGGCGGUUAUAGUGAAUAUACUGUUGCCGAUCAACACAUCUCUUUCAAGGUGCCUUCGAACAUCUCGAAAGCGGAGGCCAGUACUGUUCCACUAGCAGCAGCCACAGCAUGGCUAGCUCUUUUCUCCAAAGGUUGUCUUGACCUUGAUCGCUCCAAGGCCACAGGAGUUAGUGUGUUGGUGUGGGGUGGUAGCUCGAGUGUUGGUCUUUAUACGAUUCAGCUGGCAUCUAUCUGUGGCUUCGAUGUGGUGACAACAUGCAGUCCUCGCAAUGAAGAUCUGGUCCGAUCCCGUGGAGCUAAGCAUGUAUUUGACUACAGAGAUCCACAUGUGAUCGAGAAGAUUACGGAGGUCUCACCUAAUAUUCAACACAUUUUUGACACCAUUGGAGAUGCCAACUCUUCGUCUCUAUCCUCUCGGGCAUUUGGUGGCCGCGAGGGUAAUCUCUGCACCGUCAGACCCGGGAAGGCAAACACAGAGCGUGUUACCGCUAACACAAGAGUGACUGACGUGUUAGUAUGGACUGUAUUCCUGAAGGAUCACCGUUAUGCCCAUUUCCAUUGGCCGGCCUCGAAGGAAGACCACGAACUUGCUAGCGACUUAUUUGAUAACUUAUCCACCUGGCUGGAACAGGGAAAAAUCAAACCAAGCAGGGCAAAGGUGCUCCGUGGCUUGGGAUCUGUGACUCAAGGGUUCCAGGAACACCGGGAUGGUGCGAUCUCCGCGUAUAAGAUUGUAUAUGAGCUGUGA